Messenger RNA from Monodelphis domestica (gray short-tailed opossum), 4406 nucleotides. The record is from RefSeq and is a predicted model, not a curated record. NCBI's taxonomy places the organism in Eukaryota, Metazoa, Chordata, Mammalia, Didelphimorphia, Didelphidae.
CCAGGAAGUACUUCCUGCCUCACUGUUCCCGCGCUCCACAUCCCCCUCCCUAUCCUUUUCUUGCUCCCGGGUACCUGCCCCGCUGGCCUGCGCCUGCGCCCCUCCUGCCCCGGAGGUGGCCUGGAUGGGAUCCCCACGUGCGUUCGCUGGCUCGUGCCGGGACUCCAGGUCAGCCAGGUGGUGGGGAGGAAAGGGGCGCCUACCAUCUCCACGUGACCGAGCUCCGGCGCUCCCUCCUUCUAGUCCUUUUAAAAGUUAAACUCCGCGCCCGGCGCCGCCUCUGUCCAGGUGAUAACAGGUGAGCAGCAGAGGUCUCCUCAGCUAUGGCCACCCCCAUGCCUUUGGUUUGCAGCCAGACUGUGAGCAGGGUGAGCUCUGUGCUCAAUCGGGAUGUGAAGCAGUUUGGAAAGAAGCACCUGUUUGAUGAGCAGGAGGAGACUUGCUGGAACUCUGACCAGGGCUCCUCCCAGUGGGUGAUGCUGGAAUUCCCCCAAUCUGUUCGAGUGUCUCAGGUACAGAUCCAAUUCCAGGGUGGGUUUGCAAGCCGCCAGGGCCGAUUGGAAGGUGGCAGGAAGAGUGAGUCCCUAGAGAAGAUUGGGGAUUUUUACCCUCAAGACAACAACUCCCUCCAGACCUUCCCAGUGGCAGACGUCACACUGGACAAGCUGAAGGUAACUUUUGAAAACAGCACUGACUUUUUUGGCCGAAUCAUCAUCUACCACCUUCGAGUUCUUGGGGAGAAGCUGUGAACAGUUUCUUCAUCAGUCCAGUCUGUUUCCAAGAUCAGGCAGGACCUCCCAGGAGAGUCCACUGGAAGGACAGAGUAGAAGCUGGGCUUGGCUUUGGGCCUAUCAAACAAUCAUCUUUCCCAGGGGCCUCAUCUUUGGGAGUUUGGGUGGCCAGGAAGUAGGACAAGAGUUCUGGCUUGAGUGAGCCAGCUUGGUCACCACCCAUCUUUUCCCUCCAAGGACCUGGGAAGAGAAUCCCAGAAAGGUGCCUCAGAGGUUUAAUCCUCACUGGAAGCUAGGCUUAAUUAGAAAACAACUUCUACACUAGCAACAUUGUAAAGACAGCUUUGAAGGACUUCAGAAUUUUGAUCAAUAUACUAUCUGGGAUCCCAGAAAUUUGAAGGUAAAACAUGCUACUGGCCUGAUAGGUGAAAUGCAAGGGGCAAAAUGAGUUGUUUUUUUUUUCAGCCUGGACAUUGUGGGAAUGUGUUUUGCCUACUAUGCACAUUUAUUAUUUACAUUUAUUUUCCCUCUAAGGGGUUGGGGAGAAAAUAAAUGCUUGCUAAUUUAAAAAGAGAAAAAAACUAAAUCAGGAUCACUUAACCUUUGUUUAAAUAGCCCUACCUGUUCCAUCGUCAGAUGGCUCUGAUUGUUAUAAAGUUCUUCCAUAUAUAGUGGAAAUCUGCCCUCCUUCUAACUGCCACCCCCAAUUCUGUCUCCUGGAACAAAAGAAAGGAAGCCUAAUCCCUUCCCAGGAAGGCCCCAUAAGCUUUGAGAAUGGCAGCCAUUUCACCUCUUUUCUAGGUUAAAAUUGUGCAAUUUCUUUUCAGCCAGUUUUUCCCAAGAUAGGGUUUCAAAUUUCCUCACCUGGUUGCUUUAAGGAUGGGGAGGAACACGCUUAUGUUGGCCCUGGUUGUUGGAGUAGCAGCUGGUUUUAUUGAUUACCGUUCCCAUUUCAUGGGCUCAGGGGGAGGCAGGGAGGGACUACCUGUAGGGCUGCUACUAGGGUAGCAGAGGAGCUAGCUUGUCUGGGUGGAGUGGGGUGGGAGCCAUGCUUCCAGCCAGGGCAAGUCAUUAGCCAGUAGCACAGUCCCUCCCCCGGUCCUGGGAAGGAGAGAAGCUGCCUUGUUUCCAUUUGGGGUUUGCCCCUUGUAUCCCACUGGACAACAUGACCAUUGGGCACUUGAGUUCUUGGAUGUGGUCUCCUCCAAAGCUCUGUAGGUGGCUAGGGAAAGGUAUAUAGCCUUCAGCCAUAGGAAGAGGGAGACCUCCUCUUGGAAUUGUUCUCCCUGGCAUAGGUAUUAAAGAACUGGCUUUUUAGUGGACUGGCCUUCCUGAGCACCAGAUGGAAGGCAAAGGACCAAAGUACAAUGUCCUAGGCAGGAGUUGGUGCCUUUCACUCUGUCUCUGGAAGCAGCUUGUUCUGAAAAAGCUUAAGGAUAUGGUUCUCCAUCACCUGUUGGACUGAAGCCCAGAAAAAGGGAGUGAGAGAUAACUCAGAACCUGGAGCCCCCUCUGCCAGCCCUACCAACACAAAGAGAUGAUUCUGGGGAACACCAGGGGCCAGGGGCUUGGAACUGACUUAAUCCCAACUCUGACACAAGUCAGCAAGACCCUACUACUCUUGAGGCCAAGUUUCCUUAUUUAUAAAAUGAGGAUGAUAAAGAAGCCUCACAGCUUGGUACUGAUCUCCCCAGAAGCAGGAACACAGCUCCCCAUGAACACAUGUUUUUCUGGGUGUUAGAGCUUGAUCUCUGAUCUCUUGGUGAAGUUGAUACAGAUAGGGAGACGAGGUCAGUCACUUCGAGGAGGGGCUGGGCCUAAAUGGAACCUCAGUACUGGCUAGAGCCCCUGAGGGGGGGGGUACCCCUGACAAGAACUUUUAGAUUUUAAGGCUGGGAAAGUGCUCUCUUUAAGGCAACCCUAUGGGGUUGGGUUAGUUGCAUGUAAUAGGAUACCCAUUUUACACAACUGAGGAAAAGGGUGAGGCUAGGAAUUGGGGUUAGAUUCAAAACUGGAGGGACGGCUUGAUUUGGGGCCACAGAACUGGUGUUAGAGGUGGGGCCGGAACCCAUUUCUCUUGAUUCUGAAACCACUGUCCUCUCCCCUACAGCAUCUUAUCAACAAGACUCCUGAGAAGCAGGGUCUUGGGGCUUCAGUGCUGGGCUUGGAGUCACAGAUUUAAAGUUAGCUUUCAUUUUAUAGAUAAGAAAACCGGCAGAGAGCCAGAGACUUGAGUAGGGUCACAUAGCUAGUUCUUGUCUGAGGCAGAAUUCAAACCCAAGUCAUUCUGCCUAAACCAUUACACUAUACAUUGCCUGUUACCAGCUCUGUGAUUGGAAACUAAGUCUCUGUGAGUCUGUUUCCUCAACAUGAAAUGGGGAUGAUACUAGCAAUACCUGCCUCCCAGGCUGGUUGGAAGACCUAAAGUUACUACUGUUCCCCCCAGGCCCUAAGGGACAGUGUAGUAGGCCAGAUCAAAGAGUAUUCCCCACCACAAACUAUUUUGUAUAUAUUUUGUAUUUAUUUGUAUAUGUAUUGUCUUCACCCAGUAGAACGUGAGCUCCUUGAGGAUAGGGACUUUUGUCUUUGUCCUUGUAUCCCCAGCUCCCAAACACAAGGCUUGGCACAUAGUAGGUGCUGAAUAAAUAAAUGCUUGCUGAAUUGAACUGGAUUUGUUGGGGAGGGGUGAAUUCCAAAUAUCACUGACUGCCUUUUUUUUUUAAGCCCUUAUCUUCUGUCUUAGAAUUAAUACUUUGUAUUAGUUCCAAGACAGAAGAGUGGUAAGGGCUAGGCAGUGGGGCUUAAAGGGUCUUGCCCUGGGUCACCCAGCUAGGAAGUGUCUGAGGCCAGAUGUGAACCCAGGACCUCUGAUCUCUAGGCCUCAAUUUCAAUCCACUGAGCCACCCAGCUGCCCCCCACUGACUGCCUUUGGGGGGGGAGGAGGCAAGGAGAAUGGCUGCCCCUUUACACACUGAAACGUACAUACCCUUCUUGUGUCCCAAGGCCACAGCCAGGUCCAUUGGGGUGUAGCCUGAAUCCGCUUCUGUUGUUAGGUCAGCUCCUCUGGCUGAAAACCAAAGCAGAAAAGGGGGAGUGAGUAGAGGAAAGGCUCAGCUCCCAUUGGAGGUUGGGAGGCAAGCAUACCCUCCUCCCAACUUGACUUCCCAGCCUCAUUAGAAGGCAGGGACCACCUCACUUUCAUCAUUCUAUUCCUGGUGCACAGCUCAGUGUCUUGACACAUUACAGGUACUUAAUAAAUGCUUUUGUGGAUCAACAUGGGCCUGCUCUGGGAUUCUGAAAUCAACCUGAUUCCUCCGUAGAGAUGAGCCUCAAAAUGAGUGGAGUUACUUAGAUCUCAACAAAGUGAGAAAUUCAGCUAAGUGAUUUUGACUAGUCAAACUCGGAAGGGCGGUGGGGGGAAAGAACGUGUGAAUUUGUACACAAAGAUCCCUGCAGGUUGCAUAUUAACUUAGUGUUAAAAUGUAAUGUCUAUGUUUUAUUGAAUAGUAUUCCACAUUAUAGGAGGAGGUGUGCAGUGUACCCACAAGGUGGAAAUCCACAAAAAAUUUUAUUGGCUUUUGUUUUCUUUUUGCAAACUUUCACUUUUUAAAAAAUUGUGCAUAUCUGUGGUAUGAAAAGAUAAAAUAUAUUGCUAUUAUACAUAUAUUUUAUGCA